CACCAGUCUCCGUUACACCAUCGAACCGAAAACCUCGGGAGCGGCGAUGUGAACAUAAUCUGAAUCCCAUUCUACUCCGUUAAGUGUUGUUUGUACGGGUGUUGUGCGUGUGCGUGUGCUUGUGUGUGUGUGUGUGUGUGUGGUCCACACCUCGAAAAUGACCGACUUUUCAAUGAACGAUAUUUUGAGAUCAUUCAGAAAAAUGCGUAUGAACAAGGGCUCGGGCCAGGGCGGUCAGCACCACCAAUACCGCAAUCAUCAGCACCAACAGCAGCCUCCGCAAAAUAUGCAACACUACCAACACACCUAUCCCGUGCAACAGUCGAAGGACUUGAAGAAAAUCAUCAAAAUCAUCAAGAAGAACCUGAUCAAGGAGAAAAUCACGCGUCAAAUGAAAAUCCUUGUCUAAAAAUGUCAUGAGACGAGCUAAAUGAAUGAAUAAAUCUUAAGACUGCUGAUAUACAAAUCGAGGGACUGAUACUGAAAAACUGACACGAGUUCAGCGCUAAAGUCUGAUUUUGUAAACUCAAAUCAAUGAAUAAAUUUACAAGUAUACACAUUGAAUAAGAAAAGAUCUCUUCAAACUUAUAAACUAUAUUAUAAAUUAGACUUGCUUACAAUUGAAUGAUUUGACUUGAACAAUCAAAAAGUAUUAUUAGGAGGAAAACCUGUAUGGAGCAGUAGCAAGAUGACUGAAAGCAAGAAUGAUACAAAAUCUUGGGCACCCAAACAAAUUUGGAUUAAGGAUGUUCUCAAGAAAUCGGGCACGGAACUGCUCGAUAUAUCCAAGAGUCCCGCAAAGGCUGUUGCCGUCAAAAAAUCGCCGGCGAAAGAUUCAGCCACAACCAAAAUGGUUUACUAUUCCGCCAACCAGCUGCUUAUAAAAACGGAACAAUCUAGUCAGGCGCAGUUCUGCCUCCAGGUUCCGCCUCCACUAACAGCGACGACCACGAGCGUGGGCCUAGGAGUUCCGCCAUCCGGCGGCCAACAGGAGCACUUCGAGCUGCUGCAGACGCCGCAGCAGCGACAAAUGCAACUGCAGCUACAGGACCAGCACCAGCAGGAGCAGCAGCAGUUUGUCAGCUACCAACUGGCCAUCCAGCAGCAUCAGAAGCAGCAACAACAGCAGCAACAUGAAAGUAUUACGAACGCAGCACCCACAGCAGCUCCAUCAGCCCAGCGGAUCAAGACAGAGCCCGUCGGCGGAUUCCCAGCGUCGGCAGCCGUGGUGUCGCAGGUGCGCAAGCCCAGCGCCAGCAAACCGCAAUUCAAGUGCGACCAGUGUGGCAUGACCUUUGGCAGCAAGUCCGCCCACACCUCACACACCAAGUCGCACUCGAAGAACCAAGAUCUGUCGCUUAAUGGCGCCUCUGGAGCCGGCGUUGCUGCGCCCGUCUCAACCGCGGCCAUCGAGCUCAAUGAUGCCGGUCUGCCGGUGGGCAUUCCCAAGAGCCCCACCAUCAAGCCGCUGGCCAACGUGGCCGCCGGAGCAGAUCCCUAUCAGUGCAAUGUUUGCCAGAAAACAUUCGCCGUACCCGCCAGGCUGAUCCGCCACUACCGCACCCACACUGGUGAACGGCCAUUCGAGUGCGAGUUCUGCCACAAGCUGUUCAGCGUGAAGGAGAACCUCCAGGUGCACCGGCGCAUCCACACGAAGGAGCGUCCGUACAAGUGUGACGUCUGUGGACGGGCAUUCGAACACUCCGGGAAGCUGCACCGCCACAUGCGCAUUCACACCGGCGAGCGGCCACACAAGUGCUCCGUGUGCGAGAAGACAUUCAUCCAGUCCGGCCAGCUGGUGAUCCAUAUGCGCACGCACACCGGCGAGAAGCCGUACAAGUGCCCGGAGCCGGGAUGCGGCAAAGGUUUCACCUGCUCCAAGCAGCUCAAGGUGCACUCGCGAACGCACACGGGCGAGAAGCCCUACCACUGUGACAUCUGCUUCCGGGACUUUGGCUACAAUCAUGUGCUGAAACUGCAUCGCGUCCAGCACUACGGCUCCAAGUGCUACAAGUGCACCAUCUGCGACGAGACGUUCAAGAACAAGAAGGAGAUGGAGGCCCACAUCAAGGGCCAUGCCAACGAAGUACCCGACGACGAAGCGGAGGCGGCGGCUGCGUCGGCAGCAGCAUCAACGUCCGCAGGCUCCUCCGCCGGAUCGCCGUCCUUGCAAGGAGUCAGCAGCAACUCCGAGAGCAGCAACCACUCGCCGCCCAGCUCGCCACCGGCCACAAAGAAACCUCGCCAGGCUCGCCAGCCGCGCGUUUCCAAAACCGUUGCAGCCACCCUUUCCAUCCCUACCUCCUCGCCGCUCUCGCCCAGCUCACUCAGCUCCACAUACUCGCCAUCGGCCAGCAGCAUGGCCUCGCCACCACCCACAUCGGCCCACUACCUGCCCGUCCAGAUGGAGGCGGAUGCCUUGAGCCGGGACAGCGGCGUGUCCAGCGCCCAGCCCGCCCACAGCACCUAUGCAGACGAGGAGCCCACAGAUUUGAGCAUGCAACAGGUCCAGGGUCAGCUGCCAGAAAGCACUGUGGACUACUACCAGGCACCGCCAAGUCUACUCGAACUGCAGCCACAACCCGCUGGUCUAACCAUCAAUCCUGCCCUGCUUGAAGCGGCCAGCAUUGCGCGUCGCCAUGACGACAACGAUGACCAGGUGCAGGAUGAGGAUGUGCACGCAGCCGCCUGGCAAAUGAUGCAGUUGUGCCGCGGCCACGGCUCCUUACCCCCAACGGAGCAGCCGGCGCCAAGCCACCAGCCACAGGUGCCCACUCUGCACGUCAGCGAUCUAGCGGCUAACUACGAUGACACCCAUGAAGCCACCGUGCUGAUCGAGCACUUCAAGCGUGGUGAUCUCGCUCGCCACGGGCUGCACAAGGGCUAUGCACCAGUGCCCAAAUAUGAAUCCGCUCUACCCAAUCCGGACGUUGUGCGACGCGUGGAGGCGGCCAUCGGCCUGCGUUCCAGCACGGAGUCGCCGGAACGUAGCUCCUCGCCGGAGAGCGACUCCCUGAUGAUGGCCGACCGGAACGUGAUGACGCUGCCGUUGCGCAAGCGCAAGCACUACAUGAACAAGGGCGACGACGGUCAGGUGGAUUCGGAGAAGGCUAGCGGAGAUGGCACCUCCGCCGCCGGUGGUGCCGCUUCCGUUGGCGCCGGGGAUGGACCCGGGUCCAAGGUGAUGCGAAUGAGCUCGGUCAUUCAGUUCGCCAAGGCCUCCUAGGGGUCCAAGGCCGAUCCCCAAUCAGCAUUAAGACUGUCCAAACAAAUUCUAACUGAAAUUAGCCUAAGUUUUUUCUCUGAGGUUCGGGGUUAGGCCUGGAAAAAGAAAGCAUAGAAACGUAUGGAUAUGGCAGUGAGAUAGUUUUCCAGCAGCGAAAAUGAAAAUGCCAAAAGUAUUAAAAAAGGGAAAAAUUUGUUUUAAAAUUAAUAUUACCUCCUAUUACGUUUUAUUGGCUUGAUCCGAGUUUUGUUGAAUGUUUGAUUUGAAAAUAGUUUCACCCAUAUUGCAAAAUUUCAUUUUAGUUUGGCAUAUACAAUGUAGGUAUAGUUUGUUUUCCUGUGUUGUCCACUUAGUCAAAUUGCAGCAAUUGGCAUUAUGCGUAUUAAGCAUUAGCAUAUAACUAAGUUAAUUAUAUAUAAAAGAUCACUUAACGACGCCCAAACCCAAACCCAAACCCAAAUCCAAACCGUACACAAUAAUAAGUUACGCGCAUAACUACAUAUAUACACAUAUUAAUGAGAACGAAAAACCAUGGCCAUAUUGGCGCUUAAUAUUUAUAAAAUACAUAUAAUACUUAUUUAUUAUGAACUCUGCUCGCCAAACUUCUUCCUUCCCCUCCACGAUUAGUGUCAACGGCAUCUUUGACAUCAUGUACCCAUCAUUUUAUAUGCAUUUUAUACACUAAAUAAGGGAAAACUGAGGAAAAAGGAUCGGUAACUUUAAUUUUACACACGGAGAAUAUUGAACUGAUAAACAAGAAGAAAGCAAGCAUAACUACGUUUAUAUACAUUUUCAAACCAGAAGAUAACAAAUAUAAUUAAGAGCGUCAGCAUAGUUUUUGUAAACGCAGAGUUAAUACAUAGAUUUAAAUUCUAAAAUCAAAUAUUGCAUGAAAAAACGCAAAUGAAAUCUGAAAAUCAAUAAACAAGCGUGAAAUAAACC
Messenger RNA from Drosophila melanogaster (fruit fly), 4168 nucleotides. RefSeq lists its product as uncharacterized. The transcript is spliced from 4 exons. Bases 158 to 409 code for a protein of 83 amino acids. The record is from RefSeq and is marked reviewed. Lineage: Eukaryota; Metazoa; Arthropoda; Insecta; Diptera; Drosophilidae.